AGCAGAGCGCGGGGCUGUUCACGGCCGAGGCGGACGCGGGCGAGGUCGCGGCGCCGCGGGGCGAGCUCGCCGCGUACCAUACCGCGCUGGCCAUCGUGAACCACCCGGACAUCGUCCACGGCGCCCUCGCGGAGGAGGAGCGGCUCUUCGACGACGGCGGCGACGACGACGGCGCCGCGGACGCGCUCGCGGGCGGUUUGGGCGCCGCGCCGCCGGCGAAGCGCGCGCGGCCCGAGGCUACCGGCUGGCGCGCGCCCGAGGUCGUCGCGCGCGAGGCGUCGCGCGCGGCGGCGCAGAAGGCCCGCGACGACGCGCGCCGCGAGAAGCAGGCGAAAAAGUUCCGCCAGCAGGCCUUCGACGACGACGCGGACUGCGGCGAGUGGAGCGGCUUCGGCGGGUCGCUCCGGUCCUGGGCGCGGCCCGUGUUCCAGGACGGCGACCGGGCCGCCUACGACACGGACGUCGCGGCCCACUCGGGCAAGGCCGCCGUCGCGCUCGCGGUCAUGGCCGCCGCGAAGCGCCGCCGCGAGCGAGUCAUCGUCUUCACGCAGACGCUGGGCACGCUCGCGGUGCUCGAGCGCCUCAUCGACGCGUCCAACGCCGCCGCCGACAGCGGGGCGAAGCUCCGCUACGCGCGCAUCGACGGCGCGACGCCCGCGGCGCAGCGGAAGCGGCGGCCGCGGCCGCCGGAGCGCGCGGUGACGCCGCCGCCCGCGGGCGGCCGCCUCGGCGGCGGCGGCGACGGCUGCGACGUGCUGCUCAUGUCCAUCAAGGCCGGCGGCGAGGGCAUCAACCUGACGGGCGCGAACCGCGUCGUCCUCUUCGACGUCUGCUGGAACCCGUGCUUCGACCGCCAGGCCAUGUGCCGCGCGCACCGCUUCGGCCAGAAGCGGCCCGUCUUCGUCUACCGCCUCGUCGCGCCCCGGGGCACCAUGGAGGCCAAGGUGCUGCGCCAGCAGCGGCGCAAGGAGCUUUUAGUACGCGAGGUCGUCGAGCGCCAGGCGCCGUCGGACGCGCGCUUCGCGCUCCGGCCCGUCUUCGGGCCCGGCGCGCCCGAGCCGCCGGCCGGCGGCGGCCUAUGCGCGGACCCGCUCCUGCGGGACGUCGUCGACGCCCUGGGGGCCGACCACGUGGCCGCCGUCCACGAGGACCCGCUGCCGACGCUGGGCCGCGGCGCCGCGCCCGCGGAGCCCGGCGCGGCCGCGCUCUCGGCCGGCGACAAGGCCGCGGCCGUCGACGAGUACCGCGCGUUCUGCGAGCGCGCCAGCGCGCCGCUCUAGGGGAGAGAAACCCCGCGAGCGCGGCGCGCGUCUAGCGACACAUAUUACAACACAGUUCACUCGG
This is a messenger RNA of Aureococcus anophagefferens, 1344 nucleotides long. RefSeq lists its product as hypothetical. Gene Ontology annotation, cellular component: nucleus. Lineage: Eukaryota; Pelagophyceae; Pelagomonadales; Pelagomonadaceae. Gene Ontology annotation, molecular function: ATP hydrolysis activity. The coding region runs from base 504 to 1280 and encodes 258 amino acids. The record is from RefSeq and is a predicted model, not a curated record. The transcript is spliced from 2 exons.